CACAAACGGCUUCCGAGUGGCGCCCAUUUGCAAAGGACUGGUCGUUGGAUUUCCUUCCGCAGAUACAGAGCUUUUCUUCUUUGUUAUACCAAACCCGUACUAGAAAAUACCAGUUCUUCCUUCUGAUUCAUCCUCUUCUCUCUCUGCUAUAUCCAUGGAAGAUCCUCCAAACCAUCGCACCCCACAGCUUCUCCAGGUCCUCCAAGCUCUCAAAGAAGCUUCCCACAACUUACAAGUCAACCCCAGUCAACACUCCGACGAUUCCAAUUCCUCCGCCAUUAAAGCUCUGUUGGAGCUACACACCGAGUCCGAUGCUAUCCUUUCUGGCGACCCAAAUCUUUCUUCUCUUUCUAAGCACCUCACUGACCUCAAGGAUUUAGUUGAGUCCCUUAGAAAUACCAAAGGAGGCCUUGGCCUCCGGUCUUUUCUCGCGCGCCGAACCUCCGCUUACUCCAUUUCCCGAAUCGCAGGGUCAAUUGAGUCUGAGAUUCAGAAGUGGAUAGACCGCGAAAGCGUUGGCAAUUUGAGCAGAGCUCUCCGAGAGCCUAUGCGCAACGAGGAGGAAUUGGUGAACCUUUUGGAUCAAUUUGAAGAGAGGCUUUCCCUAGGGUUCAGCCGUGAAUUUCAGGAUCUGGUUCUCCGAUUGAAGGUGUUUUCUUCGCUGGAAUCGAUUUUAUGCGAUUCUAAAUGCUCGAAGAGAAUCCGAGAACACUCGGCCUUAGCUAUCGCGGGAUUGAUUCGGUUUAACAAGGACGUCUUCGUAGGCCAAGUCUUAAUGGGUCCAUCCGUCAGUGCCCUAACCUCAAUGGCUUCCCCGAAUUCGAUUCAAGUCCUGUGCUCGUUAAUUAGAUCCAUAAAAUCUCCUAUUGUGGACGAAAUCAAGUCGAACGGCGAAAUACCGAAGAUCAUGAGCUUCUUAAACUCACAGGAUUUACAUAUGAAAGUGAUGGCCAUGGAUUGUGUGCUAGAAAUUGGGUAUUUCGGGAGGAAGGAAGCGGUUGAGGCUAUGUUGAAGGAAGGUUUGAUAGAAAAACUUAUAGAGUUGCAAAGGUCCGAACUGGGUGGUGAUUUGAUCGGCAUCGAUCAGCAUAGCGAGAAAGAAAAAGAAGAAGAAAGUGGGGUCAGUGUUGGAGGAGUGGUAGAAAAAGGGAAGAGGGAAAGCAGGCAGAGACGGUUCCUGCAAAACCAUCCGUUUGCAAGCUGUGUGGCAAGAUUUGCAGUUCAAUUAGAAGUGGGAGAAGGGUUGAGGCAGAGAGAAAGAAGAGCUUUCAAGCAAGAGAUUCUGACGAGAGUAAGGGAAGCUUCCGUUUCUGAUGCUGAAUCUGCCACCAUUAUUGCCGAAGUUUUGUGGGGCUCUUCACCAUAAGCGAAAUAUGUUGAACCCAAAACAAUUUCCCCCCCUUUCUUGUUCUUAAUCUUAUACCAGAAUUUGUACUCAGAGCAAGGACAUUACACCUUGAAGGACUCGCCAUUGAGACCAAAUAUGCUUAGUUUUGAUGUUAUUAGAGUGUGAGAAAUAUAUUGUUAGGAGAUAUGUUGCAAGAAUUCAUCGUAUUUGAAUGUAUAUAAUGUAGCUAGAAUUAGGAGCAAGAUUUAAAAAAAUAGAUGAUCGGAGGUAUAAAUUGAAUGUAUGCUUCGCAUUCUUUUUAUAUUCUCAAUUUGUUUGACAACGUUGGAUCGUGAUUAAAAUUGUCAAGGCCGAUGUCUGAUGAUUCUUCGGUUUUGGAUGGUCAA
Messenger RNA from Neltuma alba, 1734 nucleotides. RefSeq lists its product as uncharacterized. The record is from RefSeq and is a predicted model, not a curated record. Bases 155 to 1366 code for a protein of 403 amino acids. Lineage: Eukaryota; Viridiplantae; Streptophyta; Magnoliopsida; Fabales; Fabaceae. The transcript has a single exon.